GUUUGUACCUGCAGCAGACGUUAAGCUCUGAUCACUUUACUGACCAUCUUUAUUAACAACAUGAAGACGAUCUCUUUGCUCUUUAUCAUCUCUUCAUUCAUCAACUGCGCUGUGACCGAGUCAGUGAUGGUGAAUAUGGGAUUUUCCCUCACUCUUCACACUAAUAUUAUAAUACAGAGUAAUGAUGUGAUCGAGUGGAGGUUUGGAUUUAAAAAUAAACUCAUAGCUAAACUGGACAGAGGUUCAAUCUCAUUGUUUAACGGCUCUGCUGGGACAUUUAGUGACAGACUGAAGAUAAACAAUCACACUGGAGAUCUCACCGUCAUAGAGGUCACAGUUCAACUCAUUGGACUUUAUCAUCUACAGAUCCCUGGAGAGAAAAGUACAAGAAAGACAUUCAAUAUUGGUUGUCAAAGUGGUUUUGGAGGUGAAGUGACGUCAUUGGCAGUGAUGGAGGGACAUUCUGUCAGACUGAGCAUUGGUGCACCUGACAGAGAAAACUAUGAUGUGAUUCGCUGGAAGUUUCAGGAAUCUCCUCUACUUGAACUCAACAGAAAGACUAAAAUCACAUCAACACAUGAUGAUGUUCAUGACGAGAGAUUCAGAGACAGACUGAAGCUGGAUAAUUGGUCUAGAGAUAUCACCAUCUCAAACAUCACGACUGAUCUUUCUGGACUUUAUGAAGUAAAUAUCGACAGCAAUAGCGGAACACACACCAUGCACCAGUCAUACACAGUUACUGUCCAAUGUGAAGUGAAGUCAGUGUCAGUGAUGGAGGGGGAUUAUGUCACUCUACAAGCCGAUGAUCAAAUGCAGAAUGAUGAUCUUAUCGAGUGGUGGUUUGGACAUCAAGAGACUCUUUUAGGCAGACUCGACAACGUGGGCCGUGCAGACCGAUUAUAUGAUGGCGUUUGGGAUGUGAGAUUUAGCGACAGACUUGGCCUGUCUGUUCGGGACGGAUCAUUCAUAUUCCGAAACAUCACAACUGCUCACGCUGGACUUUACGAAGUAACGAUCAGCAGCAAAAGACGAUCCAUUCAGAGGACGUUCAUUGUGUCUGUCAGCGCUCGUGAUGUGUCUUCAGGUGUUCGAGCACAGCAGCAGGAAUAUCAUCAUCUAUAAACACGCAUUACGAUGCGAGAAAGUGCAACAAAUGCAACAUGGUGGAAUAAGUCCCAUUUUCUAAAUGAAAUAAGUGGCUUCUCUUGUACUGAAGACAAAGCAAAUGUAAUAUAAAAAUGAUCUGAAAAUAUAUGUUGUUUUGAUUUAAUUGCUGUUUUGUACCCACAAUUAACGUUACGAGAGAAGUAGAUUAUCACAUGGACAUGGACGCGUUACUCAGCCUGUUUAUUUUCACUGGUUUUGACUUAAAAAUGAAAAUUCUGUAAUCAUUUGCCCUCUUGACAUUUCAAACCUGUAUGGAUUUAUUUCUUCUGCAGAACACAAAGGGGAUAUUUUUAAAACAGUUGAUCCCCAUCGACUUGCAUUAGUUUUGCCUCCAUGCAAUAGAAGACAAAGGGGACCAAUGGUUUUCUUUUACCACCAUUUUUCCAAAUAUCUUCUUUUGUCUUCUGCAGAAGAAAGUCAUACAGGUUUGAAAUGACUAUGAGGGUGAAUAAAUGAUGACAGAAUUUUCAUUGUGGGGUGAAAGUCUGUGAACUCUGACUUUAAACUUUGCUUACUGCUCGUGUGCUUUGCCAGACAGACUGUUUGCUAAACUUCAUCGACUGUUCCCGGAUUUGAGUUUGAAAUGGUAAAGUCAGCAAAACUUAUUGAUUUUACCGUGUAAAGCAUUAAAGUAAACUGUGAUAUAGGUCAGGGGAGGAUUCACACACAGUCCAAGUAAAAACAUCACAUUCCAGUCGUGUUUCAGAUCAAUCUGAGUGUUUUCAGACAUUUGAAAGCUUUUCAGUGAACCGAUGAAGAAAAUGUUUCUCAAAUUAGUUUUGCUCUGUUUGUGUUUGUGGCGUCUGGAUGGUGAGAGUUUUUGUCACUUAGGUUACUUGUGUUUAGGUUAAGUUAGUCCGAGUUAACAUUCAAUGUUAUUUUCUAUAUUAUAGAAAUAACCAAAUCACCUGUUUUUAUUUGUUUAUACUGUUCAUUUACUAUGCUCUUUACUCAAUGCAAUGCUAUGGUUAUUAAGUCAAGUCAACUUUAUUUAUAUAGCGCUUUUUACAAUUUUCAUUGUUACAAAGCAGCUGUACAUGAAACCUAUUGGCUACAAGCAAAAGAUAUAAAAAAAACUAGUGAGGCACAGAAUUCGUUAACAUUACUUACAUGAGGUAUAAAAUACCAACGUAAUAUUAAAUGAUUAACAAUAAUUCAUUUAUUACCACAACUUGUUUGGAGCGGUUGUUCUUAGUAAAUUAAUAUUCGUUUGUUAAAAAUAUACUUGAAACAUGAAAAUGUACAUUUCACUGCAGCAAAUGUUAAUGAAUUUUUUUAACAUAAGACUGGCACCUUUUUCAUACCUAAAAGCAAGAAUUUUCCUUCCAGAAGUUCAAAUAGGGUCGACGCCUUCAAGUUACAGCCUAUAGCCUAAAUAAAUUCGCACGGAUGCUUUUUUUGUUUGUUUUAAAACGCGCUGUGAUUCCUUACCUUACUUGAAAUAAAUAGGCUUAUCUUAUUAAUUGAUGCAAAUCCAAAGCUAAACAAGACAAACACUGACCGUGUACGACAAAGAAAACAAUAUUUAUACACGGAUAUGACCAGCAGAAUAUCUUCCUCCCCAGCUGGCACUCGACCGACCUUCAACGUUGACAUUUGGUUGAAAUUAUGUACGUUGAUGGUUCAUCGUUUAUCUAAACAAUUAAUGCUAAAGGAUUGUAAACACAGCUACAGCGCAACAUAAAUACUAACAGUCAAGAGUCAAGAGCCCAACUCAAGGAAACACUUAACACCAUGAAGGUGCGUUUCAACUAAAUUACUUUCAACAAAACAAAAAGGGUUAAGUACUUUGUAUUUGAAAUACAUGCCCACCCCUGAUAGUAUUCGUAUAUGUUGAUCCAAUUGCAAACUGGAAAAUAAUGUAUAUAUCUGUAGUUGAUUUAAGGUUUAAAGUAAGACGUUAAAACAAUAACGUGUCUUUAGCCAAGUCGUAACAGUUGAUUAUCUGUUUUUGUUCAUGUGUAAUUUGUUUAAUGUUUAUUAAAUUACUUUUAAGAGGUUAACGCAUUAUUUUAUGUUUGCUAAUCCGGGGGACCGACACAGUCUCUAUUUUAUGAUGUUUGGGAGAAGGGAUGUUGUGCAUUUUGUGUAUUCUGCGACGUGAGACGUCAAGCAAACAGUUGGUUAUGCCAUUCUGUCUGCUAUUAGACUCUUAGUGAAGCUUCACCAAGCCACCAUCAAGUGGAUGUAAAGGUUUAAUCUGUGAAAAACAGUUCUUCUGUUUUUCAGGUGUAUCUGGUGAUGAAGAUGGGGAAACAGAGAACGAGGG
Triplophysa rosa is the source of this 3436-nucleotide messenger RNA. RefSeq lists its product as uncharacterized. The transcript has 5 exons. Lineage: Eukaryota; Metazoa; Chordata; Actinopteri; Cypriniformes; Nemacheilidae. Bases 61 to 1122 code for a protein of 353 amino acids. The record is from RefSeq and is a predicted model, not a curated record.